Molecule: messenger RNA, 1693 nt
Organism: Neopsephotus bourkii (Bourke's parrot)
Lineage: Eukaryota; Metazoa; Chordata; Aves; Psittaciformes; Psittacidae
Product: pancreatic alpha-amylase-like
Exons: 10
Coding region: 31-1566 (511 amino acids)
Biological process (GO): carbohydrate metabolic process
Molecular function (GO): alpha-amylase activity; cation binding
Source: RefSeq, a predicted model, not a curated record
AGAAGAGUGCAACUGAUUGCAGAGCACAGGAUGGGUAUCUCAUUUCUUCUGUUAAUUGUAGGGCUUUGCUGGGCACAGUACAACCCUAAUACUCUCCCUGGGAGGACAUCUGUUGUACAUCUCUUUGAGUGGCGCUGGGCAGAUAUUGCCCUUGAGUGUGAGCACUAUUUAGCUCCUCAUGGAUUUGGAGGAGUUCAGAUUUCACCUCCAAAUGAAAAUGUUAUUUCUGACCGGUGGCAACCCUGGUGGGAAAGAUACCAGCCCAUCAGCUAUAAGCUGUGCACACGAUCUGGAAAUGAAACUGAAUUUAGAGACAUGGUGACCAGAUGCAACAAUGUUGGAGUGUACGUUUAUGUGGACGCUGUAAUCAACCAUAUGUGUGGAACUAAUGCUGGUGCUGGCAACCACAGUACUUGUGGAAGCUAUUUCAAUGCAAAGACUGAAAGUUUUCCAGCUGUACCAUAUUCUGUCUGGGAUUUUAAUGAUGGUAAAUGUAAAUCUCGAAGUGGAGAUAUUGAGGAUUAUCAUGAUGUACGUCAGGUUCGGGACUGUCGCUUGUCUGGCCUUCUUGAUCUGGCCCUGGAGAAGGACUAUGUCCGCUCAAAAGUUGCUGAGUAUAUGAACCAUCUCAUAGAUAUUGGCGUAGCAGGCUUCCGAAUUGAUGCUGCCAAGCAUAUGUGGCCUCAAGAUGUGAAAGCAAUUUUAGGCAAGCUGAAAGAUCUAAACACUCAAUGGUUUUCUGCAGGAACUAAACCUUUCAUUUACCAGGAGGUAAUUGACUUGGGUGGAGAGCCGAUCACAGGCAGUCAGUACUUUGGAAACGGCCGAGUGACGGAAUUCAAAUACGGUGCCAAACUGGGGACGGUGAUCCGCAAGUGGAAUGGAGAAAAGAUGUCUUACUUAAAGAACUGGGGAGAAGGCUGGGGCUUAGUGCCUUCCAACAGAGCCCUGGUCUUUGUGGAUAAUCACGACAACCAGCGGGGGCACGGGGCCGGUGGGGCUUCCAUUCUGACCUUCUGGGACCCCAGGCUUUAUAAAAUGGCAGUUGGUUUCAUGCUCGCUCAUCCGUAUGGGUUCACACGUGUGAUGUCUAGUUUUCGCUGGCCAAGACAUUUUGUAAACGGAGAGGACGUCAAUAACUGGUUUGGACCACCAAGUAACUCAGACGGCUCAAUAAAGCCUGUUACCAUCAACGCAGACACUACCUGUGGCAACGACUGGGUUUGUGAACAUCGCUGGCGUCAAAUCAGGAACAUGGUUGUCUUCCGUAACGUGGUGAAUGGUCAGCCUUUCUCCAACUGGUGGGACAAUGGCAGCAACCAAGUAGCUUUUGGCCGUGGCAAUCAAGGCUUCAUUGUUUUCAAUAAUGAUGACUGGGAGCUGAACGUCAAUUUGCAAACUGGGCUGCCUGCUGGUACCUACUGUGACGUUAUUUCUGGAGAAAAGGAGUCCAACCGAUGCACUGGAAGUCAGGUGUAUGUUUCUGGGGAUGGAAUGGCUCAUUUCCAGAUUAGUAACCACGCUGAAGAUCCAUUCAUGGCAAUUCACGUUAAUGCCAAGUUGUAACUCGGGAGAAACCUCCUUCUCCGUUUGGUCUCUGCGUUACCGUUUCCCCCGUAGCUGGUGACUUCCUGGUAUUUGAGCAGGAGUGAUUCUCUGUAUCUAGUGAAUAAUAAAUGGCAAGCAAAUUGAA